AAUUGUUCCACCACGCGACACGGCUUGUCUAUCACACGAUGGGCGACAACACGACACAACACAGACAACAUGACACACCACAAGAAUACAUAUGCGAUAAGGCGUCCAGGCAUUGAUCAAAUUAAAACGCAGCACGGGUCCGUCAGAUCAAUAAAUCCACACGGGAAGGGACCCACGUGCAUUGCAUGUUGGUGACACACAACACACAGUGGGUGAAUUCAUCAAAGCAACCACAUGGCAGACACGCAUGUGUGAGUGGACGUGGAUGUACCAGCGUACGGAGGGAUGGAUAUCCACACACAAAAUAUCAAGCCGCCAUGGCAGGACAGGCAUCAAAAAGUCGUCAUGAUACCGCUACGCCCCCUGCAGCGUCCUCUUGGCGAACGACUCCGCCGCAUCAAGUGCCCCCUGCACCUGGUCAGCGUUGCGACUAUUGCCUUUACACACAAGCCAACACACACAUGUUUGCUCCCAGCCAUUCAUCUGUGUGUGUUCGUCUUUGCAUCUCACGUACCGACUGCUCUUGUGUCCUGGCCGCCUCCCUUGCCGCCACACGCCCCCAGGCACUCGUUGAGCCACGUCUUGGCGCUCAUCGUGUCCUUUAGAGCGUCCGGCACCACACAGAUGGCCGAGAGCGACUUGGCGUUGGCCGUCACGACCAAAAAGGGAAGUGAGGCGUUCUCCGCCUUCAAGCUCUGCAAGAAGACACACACGUGCACAUCUGUAUAGAUGUGGGAGGGGCGGAGGGGGGUUGGAGAGGCUGACGUACGUUUGCGAGUGCGUCGAGGGCUUUGCCAUCUCCAUCCAGUUCCUUGGCCUCCAGCACCAAGAAAGGGUCCGUCGUACUCUGCCUCUGCAACACACAGCACACAGCACGUGAUAUUGAUAGGCAGGUGACCAUCCUCCCCGCCCACCGUCCUUGCCUUUGCGAGCUCGCUGCCCAUUUUCUUUGCCGUCUCGAUCAGGGCCCUUGAUUGCUUCUUGCCCGCAUUCACCUGAACCAUCACACACACACACACACACACAUGUAUGAAGACACCCGUCAUGGGGAUGCGCACAUGUGAUGUGUGUACCAGGGAUGAUUUGAGGUCGUCCAGCGUCUUGAGGCACCGCCGUUUUGAUAUGAGUGGGAGGAUCUUGCUGUCGUCGAGGUAGGCGCGGAGGGAGGUGAUGGCCUCGUCUAGUUCCUUGUCUGACAGCUUCUUGACCUCCUCGAUGCGCUGACUUGUCUCUGCCUCUUCCUAAUGGACAAACAGAGUGGGGGUAUAAUGAGUCUUGUCAUGAUGCACUGUACUGACUUUGUUGGCUUCGUCUGAUUUGCGUCCGGUGACGGCAUACAUCCGCCUGACGCCCUUGCCCAACGCCUCCUCGGACAAGACGCGGAAAUCCUACACACCCGAGGAAUGUGAUGUUGACGUGUUGACGGUUGAAGUGAUGUAUGUACUUACCUUGAUCUGUUUAGCGUUGUCGAGGUGAGUGCCCCCGCAGAACUCCACUGAGUGAUGCAGACCCAGUUCACCAGAUGGGUUCUCCGUCUGCAAAUGUGCCCCAUCGGAACACACACACGCAUGCUCGUGACGCUGUCGCCAUGGAUGCAUCUCGUGUGUGCGCGACGUACCAGCUGUUCGAUGGGUGCUCCGACCGUCACGACUCGCACUGGGUCGGGGUAUUGCUCCCCGAAGACCGCACGGAGACCGUUGAUUGCCUUUGCUGUGUUGUAUGGGACUUCUUUCUUGUAUACGGGCAGCUUCAGCGCGAUCUGCUCCUUCAUGAUCUCCUCGAUCUUCUCCAACUCCUGUGUGUUUUGAGGGACGGACGACACACACAAUGCACAGGGCAUCUGUGUGGGUGGGUGUCUGUGUAUACCUGUGUUUCGAUCGGUUUGCCCCAGUUGAAGUCAAACCGGAGUCUUGACGGCUCAACCAGCGACCCUUAACGCACACGGUGGACACAUAAGUGUGGGGGUGCUCUGGAUGUAUGUGUUUGACCCACCUGCUUGGUCGCAGUUGCUGCCGAGUACCUUCCUGAGUGCGAAGUUGAGCAGGUGGGUGGCCGUGUGGUUCUUGGCAAUGUGUGCACGCCUCGAGUAGUCCACAUGCAGCUUGAUGCUGUCGCCAACCUGCGCGGAUCCACAAAGGAUACACACAUAUGUCCGUUCGUGUCAAGGGAGGUGGGGGGUGAUGUGUGUGUGUGUGUACGUUCAUGGCGUUGCCAGACUGCAUGUGUCCGAUGUGCAUGAUGUAGUUGCCGAACUUCUGGCACUCGGUCACCACGAAGCCGCCCUCCCUGUACUGGCCGUACGAGUCGACGUUGCCCGUGUCGAAGAUCUGCCCACCUGCCAGGAAUGGCCACACACACGGUGUGUCCGAUCAGCGAACACACACUGACACUCUCUCUGCCUGUGUGUGUGUGUUGACUGACCGGCCUCUGCGUAGAAGGUCGUUUGGUCGAAGAUGAGGCCCACCGUCCUCUUUUCCUCGGUGUGCUCAAUCAUUUCCUGGUCAAUCAAACCAUCAGCCAACAAUCCUUGCCGCACACAUAUCCAUAAACUCGUGCGUCGGUCCGUAAACGUACCAGGAAUGAUUCGCCGUCCCAGAUGGCCUUGAGUGUGGCCUCGACGGGUCUGCCAAUGGCGGCGCCGUCGGUGUCCCACACGUACUUGGGCGAGUCAUCUGCCCACGCACACACACACACGAGUGUCUGAUGGGCGGUGUUCACGUCUGUCAAGCACACACCGGUCCGGUCGACAUUGAGAGUCUCCUUGAGGUAGUUGAGCUGGUCGGGCGUCAGCUCCUUCAGGCCUACACGCGCACGUCACACACGUACAGGCUAUUUGCGUAUCUAUGUAUCUGACAUACCGCCGCCGCCUUUGAAUUUGCCCGACUCCCUUGACAGCUGCUGGUGCUCCGCAAACCUGACAUACAUUCACCGCACACACCAUAGACUACAUCAGCUAUCAGCUCAUCUCACUUUCGGUCGAAUUCCUGUGUGUCGACUCUCAUGUUCUGCUCCGCGGCCAUCAGCUGUGUCAGGUCCAGAGGGAACCCAUACGUCGUGUACAGAACAAACGCACCUAACGACAUUCAGACAGUAUGACAGACAGGUGUCUGUCGACCCAGGAGAGGAGGCACGUCAACCAACACACCUGGGUCGCCUCCUGGGAACACGUUUUGGCCCCUGUUCUGGGUGGCCAGCAGAAUGCGGUCGAACUCUUUCAGGCCCUGAGCGCAUCCAUCGCAUAAGGCAAAACGGGGGUCUUCCUGUCUGGCUGGCUGAGUGUGUGGCUGGCUGUGUAUCUGUUUGCUCAGGUGGGUAGUCAUGCGUACAUUCUCGAGUGUUUUGCUGAACUGCUGCUCCUCCGACGCGAUGACGCUCCGGACAGACUCGGGAUCCUACACACACAGAUAGGCAAACGAACAAUGGGGACUUCGCGUGGAUGUCUGAGUGACAUGCACGUGCGCCGUCCCUACCUUCUUGAGUUCGGGGAAUGCGUCGCCGAGUAUGUCGACGACCGAGUCCAGCAGCUUGCUGAACCACAACUGGGCCUCUGCACACACAUUAAGAAGACACACACAUGUCGAUUUGUACUGUGUAUGUGAGUGUGGGUGUACUUGGCGCGCCGAGGAACUGCCUGCCGUACCGCACAGCACGCCGCAGAAUUCGCCGCAACACAUACCUUCAUAGACACAUGACAGACAGAUGCUAUGCGUCAGUGUGUGCAUGUGUUGGUGUGGUCAGCUGAACUGACCCUCGUCCUUCGUUGCUGGGCUGUGCGCCGUCGCUGAUUGCGACGGUGAGUGUGCGAAUGUGGUCGGCCACCACGCGAUACGCCAUGUCCACCCUGUCCGCGUCGGCGGAGCCCACCUUAACACACACACAGACAUACGUAUAGAUAUGUAAACAAGUGUGAGUACGUGCAUGUGUGCCGGUCGGUCUGUGUGUUCUGUACUGACUGUACCAGUCCUGUGUAUGGCCUCAGCCCAGGUAUGGCGCGUUGUAUGUCGGUGAAUAUCUUGGUGAACAGGUCGGUGUCGUAGUUGCUCCGCACACCCAUCAACACGGACGCCACGCGCUCGAGACCCAUGCCUGUACAUACACACAGAAUCAUGUGGGUGGGAGGGUGGGUGGGGGUGUGAAGGUGUGGCUACCUGUGUCGACGCACGGUGCGGGCAGAGGUGUGAGUGACCGGUCCUUCUCUCUGUUGAACUGCAUGAAGACCAAGUUCCAGAUCUCCAGCACGUCGGGGUCGUCCUCAUUGACCAGACUACUCGCGUCACGCCCACCUACACAUACUCACAGUAGCCACACACAUGUCGGGGAUGCUGCCGGCCUCUCUGUCCCUGUGCCCGUCUGUGUGUGUGUUCCAUCCAUAUGCGUACCGAUUCUGUCGUAGUGUAUUUCACUGCACGGUCCGCAGGGCCCCGUGUCCGCCAUCUCCCAGAAAUUGUCCUUGGCGCCAAACGCCAACACCUGAUGGAUGGAGUACAGCAUUGAUAACACAAAUGGAGGGAUGUACACGUGAUAGACGCACGGGUGUCUACUUGCGUACCCUGCUUUCCGGGAGGUACUUGAGCCACAGUCUCCUGGCCUCAUCGUCGGGCGGACAGGACGAAUCGCCCUUGAAGUAUGUAGCAUACAGCCUGUCGAUCGACCAAUCAACAUGAACAUUCGAUCUGCCCUCCUGUGUGUGGUUGGCUGGCUCGCUCGCUCGCGCACCGUUCUGGGUCUAUGCCGUAGACCUGUGUGAGGAGCUGCCAUGCCCAGUCGAUGGCCUCCUCCUUGAAGUAGUCGCCGAAGCUCCAGUUGCCCAACAUCUCAAAGAAGGUGUGGUGGUACACGUCCUUACCAACGUCCUCCAAAUCAUUGUGCUUCCCGCCUAUCACCCACCCACCCACCCACACACUCACACAGACAGUGAACGACUCACGACGCAAUUGUAUGUGUGUUUCCCUGGUGCUUCCCCUGCGUACCAGCGCGGAUGCACUUCUGCGUGUUGGCGACCCUCUUGAGUUUGGCGAAAGGCGUGUUGGCGUCGACAUUGCCGAGGAAGAUGGGCUUGAACUGGUUCAUGCCCGCGUUGAUGAACAGCAGGGAGGGGUCGUUGUGCGGCACCACAGGGGACGAGGGCCAGUUCUGGUGGCCGCACUUGUCGGUGAAGAAGUCGAUGAACGCCUGCCUCACUUGACCGCCCGUCGCCCACUUCGAUGAAGGCGGCGGCGGAUCUGUGCCGUUGAUCGCCAUGGCGCUCAAACGAUGCGCUGAUAGACGCUGAGAGAUAGCAGAUGAGUGCCGGGCGGCGCGGAGGCCUAGGGAGCGGACACGAAGCGUACGGGAAACGACGGACGAAGAUCGAAGGGGCAGAUCCUGUGAGAUCUGAUGCAGCAAUGGGUGCGCAAUGCCUCGGGAGGGGAGGGGAGGGAGAGGGAAAGGGAAAGAGGGCUUCGAGCAGCAGCGGUUUCAGG
Vitrella brassicaformis is the source of this 5462-nucleotide messenger RNA. Lineage: Eukaryota; Vitrellaceae. The record is from the annotation of a GenBank genome assembly.